Plasmodium coatneyi is the source of this 279-nucleotide messenger RNA. RefSeq names its product SOAP. The transcript has a single exon. The record is from RefSeq and is a predicted model, not a curated record. Lineage: Eukaryota; Apicomplexa; Aconoidasida; Haemosporida; Plasmodiidae. Bases 1 to 279 code for a protein of 92 amino acids.
AUGAAGUAUAGACACGCAAGUAAGGGGCCCAAACUGGAGAGAUCUAAUCUACUUAAGAAUAAGAAGAAUACCAGCUCGGGACAAUCUAGCGAUAUGCACACUAAAAGUACCAUGUCUGGUGUACGUACGGAAGACACCCCACAACAAGGAACCAACACGGGGGACGGAACACCAGAAGGAACUAACACCCAGGAUGAUAAAAUAACCGAAUGCUCCUCCUCAUGCAAAAGUGUCACGGGUGUCCAAACCGAGGAAUGCAGCUGCUCCUGUUACUGUUAA